This is a messenger RNA of Punctularia strigosozonata HHB-11173 SS5, 1722 nucleotides long. RefSeq names its product acetyl-CoA synthetase-like protein. The record is from RefSeq and is a predicted model, not a curated record. The transcript is spliced from 7 exons. Lineage: Eukaryota; Fungi; Basidiomycota; Agaricomycetes; Corticiales; Punctulariaceae. Gene Ontology annotation, biological process: fatty acid metabolic process. Gene Ontology annotation, molecular function: medium-chain fatty acid-CoA ligase activity. The coding region runs from base 1 to 1722 and encodes 573 amino acids.
AUGAGCCAAAUUGGGAGUGUUGAUGAGAACGUCGCCAUUCGUCAACAUCACCACUACCUUUGGCCUUAUUAUACGACUGCUGUCCACCUGAAGGCAGAGGCGAACCACGACACCCCUGCAUUGACAUCACUGAAGAUGGUUUCACCUUCCUCGAUCCACCACUUUAUGCACAAUGUCAUACAGGCUCUCCGUCAGUAUGCCGACAGGCCAGCAUACCGCCCGUACGUAGACGGUCGUUCUUGGGACAUGGUCACUAUGCGCGAACUGGAGCAGCACCUUGCGGCUGCUUGUAUCCGCUGGCGCGAAGUGCUUGAGCCGGCCGUUUGCCAGUCCGGAGAUGUCAUUGGAUGCUGCCUCACUGGCAAGAAAUAUACGGAUAUCGUCAACGUUCUCAGCCUUUGCUCCAUGGGAUUCGUACCCCAGCUGUUCAGCCCCAAUUACACCGCGGGGCAGAUAACCAGCAUGCUUGCCGCAUCGCAGGCUCGCGUAUUCGUCAAGGAUUCCGACGUCUCAUCCAUACCUCCCUCGCACAAGUUCACUGUUCCUGUGUUCUCUACGAUUUCGAGGGCUGAUAUCAAUGCACUCGUCGCCCACGCGGAACUGAACAUGUUGGAUCUGCGCGUCGACAAGCUCCCGGCGGUCCUCCCAACGGAUCCUGCAUUUAUCGGGCAUACGUCCGGUUCGACCGCGGGCCUACCGAAGACAAUUCCACAGGCGCAUCGAUGGAUCAACCAAAUUUACGCCAAGUGGGGGCCAUUCGAUGUUGUUGAGUAUGGGUCGCCGACUUUCUUGAACACUUUUGGUAACUUAGCCCAUGUUGGUUCACUGUGCGGCGUGAUUGGUGCUAUCCGAGCAGGGUCGUGCACGGUUCAACCUUCCGGGCCUGCCGUCACGGCCAAGGAGCUUGAAGCUCUGGUCAAUGUUGCCGGUCUCAACACUGUUAUGCUGUAUUCCACGUUCCUCUCGAAUCUUCUACAGGAGGCUCGCAAAGACGCACAAGUAUUGCAAUUGCUUCGACAGCUGAGGCGUAUCUGGUACAUGGGUACACCCCUCGGGAGUGAAGACGAGGCAUGGGGUUACAACGAAACAAACGGGCUGAAGCUCCAAAAUUACUUCGCUACGUCAGAAUGUGCAACCCUCAUGAUCUCCAACAUUGGAUACGGCCCCUCGGCCAGCCUUCUGCGCAUCAUCCCAGGUACCUUUGCGCAAAUGAUCCCUUAUCAAGGCGGCUCAGAGGAUAUUCCUCUCUACGAACUUGUUCUCCCCACGGAGGCACCCGAUGGACCGCAUGAGUCAAUGUAUAGCGCUGAUGGGUGGUAUCAUACGAACGAUUUGUUCGAGCUCGUUGAGAAGGGUACGUCCCAAAGCGGAGAAAAUGGGGACGGCUAUGCAUAUCGAGGACGAGCGAACGACUGGAUCAAGACAAACCAAGGCUUUAUUGAUACCAUCGCGACUGAGGAUGCCAUGCGGCGUCUCUGCGGCGAUGUCAUCCAUGACGCCGUUGUUGUUGGGCAGGGACAGCCCUGGCCUGUCUUCAUCGUUGAAACCAAAAGCCACAAAAACGUCGACGAGAAAAGCUUGCUCAAGCGAGAGAUAAUUGCUCGAAUGGCCGACUGGGGCAAGGAUAGAUACAAAUGGGAGCGGGUUGAUGAUCCGCAGCGAAUCAUUGUUGUCGAAGAAGGGGAAUUACCGAGGACCGGGGAGAAGUCAAACAUAAAGUGA